AUGCAUCUCAACGCCGCCCUCGCCAUCCUCGCAGCCUCUGGGCUUGCCUUGGCCAGCCCGGCUACGGACAAGAUCCAGAUUGACCCUGCGCUCCGGCUGAUCAAGACGUCCGAGACCGACCCCGGUACCUGGGUCACAGACGAGCAGAAGAUCGAGAACUACGUCAACAAGAACAUCGGCUUCAUUGAUAUCACUGAUAUCACUGACCCCGAGGUCUUGACCGCGCUCUCCACCCCGCCCGAGGCCGAAAUCGCCGCGAGACAGUCUGUCACGUAUCCCACCACUCUGUCCCACGUCACCGAGGCGAACUCCUUGAUCUCUUCGGUUUCCAACACCGGACCUCAGUCUUGGCUCAAGACGUUGACCGACUUCUACAACCGCUACUACCGCUCGACUUACGGCACGCAGUCGGCGACAUGGUUGUUCAACCAGGUCAAGACCAUUGCUGCUGCCAACUCGGCGAUCACGGUCUCGCAGUUCACCCACUCGUUCAGCCAGCCCUCCAUCAUCGCCAAGAUCCCGGGAACCAGCACGAACCUCGUGAUUGUCAGCGCCCACUUCGACUCCACCGGUGGCUCAUCCACUGCUCGCGGACCUGGCGCCGACGAUAACGGCUCCGGCGUCGUCGUCAUCCUCGAGGCCCUGCGCGUCCUCGCAAACGCUGGCUUUAAGCCCAAGAACACCCUGGAGUUCCACUUCUAUGCCGGCGAGGAGGGCGGCCUUCUCGGAUCGGCUGCCGUCUUUGCCAACUACAAGUCUGCUGCUAAGAAGGUGCUUGCUGUUGUUAACCAGGAUAUGGCCGGCUACUCGCCUUCCGGCAAGGUCUCCGUUUACAACGACUACGUCGAUGCCUCUUUGACUUCCUACGUCCGCCUUGUCGCAACCCAGUACACCGGCAGCACGCCCACCAGCGACACCUGCGGAUACGGAUGCUCCGACCAUGCCAGUGCCCGAUCCAACGGAUUCCCUGCCGCCUACGUCUGCGAUGAGCCCAUUGACACAUCAAGCCCUUACAUCCACAGCCCCAACGACUCCUACGACACUAUCCAGUGGCCCGCCAUCCUGCGCCACUCCAAGUUCACCGUUGGUUUCUUGGUGGAGGCUUCUUAUCUGUAA
Molecule: messenger RNA, 1116 nt
Organism: Colletotrichum karsti
Lineage: Eukaryota; Fungi; Ascomycota; Sordariomycetes; Glomerellales; Glomerellaceae
Product: peptidase family M28
Exons: 6
Coding region: 1-1116 (371 amino acids)
Biological process (GO): proteolysis
Molecular function (GO): metalloexopeptidase activity
Source: RefSeq, a predicted model, not a curated record